AGUUACAGUCAAAUUCAGAUAAACCAAACGGACCUUUGGUUAUCCAAGUUCGAGCAAUCCUCACAUUCCUAAGUUUCCCUCUCACUCUCUCAGUAUGCUCUCUUCUCUCAAGAGUAAAUAAAAGAAACGGCUAUCCUGUUAUCGGCGGCGAGCAAGAGCCACCGCAACUCGUCGGAAAGAAUUCGGAAACGGAUUCCAUCGCCGGAGCUCGACUACGGCAACAACCAGUACUAGUUACCACCGAGGACGCAUCACUAAGCGCGGCAGCAAAGUGUCUUGAUCCUAAUAUAAAAAGAUCGAGAACAAAUUGAAGCUGACUGUAUGGCAUAUUGGGCUACAGCGACCUUGCCUCUUAAAGAGCUCUCCUUGUUGCCUGCUGUUUCUUCUAGAACAUCAGGAGGUACUUCUUGUUGCAAGACGUGUUACCUUAAUCCGUUUGAUCAUCGAAGAAAGGGAACUUGUCAUCUUUAUAAGACUCAAAUACACUCGAACGCAAGAGCCAGUGUGGUUAGCUCAAGGCAGAGUCCUGUAAAUUCAAAUGGUGGAGUAUGGGAAGAUCCUGAUGAUGGAAGUGACAGUGACUGUGAUGAUGAACCGCAGGUAGCAGAAGAAAAUGAUUUAGAUUUCGAGAGUGAUUGGGAAGACGAAAAAGACUCUUCAGUUGCCACAAUUGACGGAAAACUUGAAGAAAUGAAGUACGAGGAUGAACUUGCCAAAGAGAUUGAGCUUCUUUUGGAACCAGAAGAAUGGUCAAUUUUGCAACAAAAUUCAGCUCCAAAUCUUGAGAAAAUAUCAACUGCAAAAUGGAGUCCUCUUCACACUCUGGCAUUGGCAGGGCAAAUUCAUUUUCUUGACCAGUUACUUGAAAAUGGUGUCAACAUUGAUUUUCCAGAUAAGGAUGGUCUUACUGCUCUCCAUUCCAGCAUUCUUGGUAAGAAGGAAGCUGUUAUUAGUCAUCUUCUAAGAAAAGGUGCCAAUCCUCAUAUUAAGGAUAAGGAUGGUGUCACCACACUUCACUAUGCAGUUCAAGUUGGUGCCUUACAGACUGUAAAGUUACUAAUCAAGUAUAAUGUAGAUGUGAAUGCCUCAGACAACGAAGGGUGGACCCCUUUACAUGUUGCCAUGCAAAGUAGAAACAGAGACAUCGCAAAAGUCUUGUUAGUUAAUGGUGCAGAUAGUAUGAGGAAAAAUAAGGAUGGGAGGACACCUUUGGAUCUGAGCAUAGCUUAUGGAAAAGACUUUAAGGCAUAUGAUCUUACGAAGUUGUUGAAGGUUGUACCUGCUAACAGAGAUCUGUAGCUGAUGAACAUGAUCCCAAUAAUUCAAGGCAGUUGGUUCUUCCUGGGAUAUCAAGCUGAAGCCAGUCGGUAGAACACUCAGGAGGUUCAUUAUGCCAUACCUGUGAGCUGUGAGUAAUCUGCAGUGGGCUAUGUCAUAGAGCAGUUUAUGAGGGUUGAUCAGACAGUAUCAGAAGCUGCUACUGAUAAAUGAUGAUUGACAGAAGUGCAUUUUUGUCUUUGGCCAACUGAAAGCAUCCCUCUCCGGCCCUUGUGAGGAAUUUCCAAACGUAUGUAAUUAAUGUUGAUUUACAUAUUUGAUUAGAGAUCAUGAUAGUGAAAUAUUUAUGCUCAUCCAAGUUCCUGCUAGAAUAGCUAGCUCUUUUUUUUUCCUGCUAGAAUAGCAGAAACUUGUAUUGUAUUCUAAAUGACUCAAAGGUAAGUGAUUUUACUGGGUUGCCAAGUUGUUGAA
Spinacia oleracea (spinach) is the source of this 1749-nucleotide messenger RNA. RefSeq names its product ankyrin repeat domain-containing protein EMB506, chloroplastic. The record is from RefSeq and is a predicted model, not a curated record. The coding region runs from base 322 to 1299 and encodes 325 amino acids. Gene Ontology annotation, molecular function: protein binding. The transcript is spliced from 9 exons. NCBI's taxonomy places the organism in Eukaryota, Viridiplantae, Streptophyta, Magnoliopsida, Caryophyllales, Amaranthaceae.